CUGUGGGGUCUGAGGGAGGAGUGGGCUUGGAGCUUCCUGCCCCUGGAGUUUUGCAUCGCGGCGGCCAGGAGGUGACCCUUCCCUGCACUUGCAGAUGGACCCUCCGCGGACCUCCCUGUCUACCCGAGGCCGGCCUAGAGCAGUCUCGUCGCAAGCCCUUUUAAGAUGGCGAAGCAUGCUGGCUUCUGUGCAACUUCAGGCCCCAUACUGUUCUCAGACUUCCUCCUAAAUCAUACGGGUGCAUUUCUGUUUCCUUGGUUGCUCCUAAAGAUGGAUGUUGGUGCCUCCACUGUGAACGUCCAUUUUAACAAAGUCGCGGACGAGUUAAGAGUCCAGGGAAAAUUCUAAGAAGAAGUGGAAUUGGCUAUGGAUAAUUCAUAUGAUUUAAAUGAACAAAGCUCAUGGAAUGGAAUCUCAUCUGAGAAGAAAAAUAAUUUUCUUACAUCAGAAGAUCAUGGACAGAAAAUCUUAAGUGUGCUGCAGAGCUUUAGAGAGCAGAAUGUCUUUUAUGAUUUCAAAAUAAUCUUGAAAGAAGAAAUAAUCCCAUGUCAUCGUUGUGUGUUGGCAGCAUGCAGUGACUUUUUCAGGGCUAUGUUCGAAGUUAACAUGAAAGAAAGAGAUGAUGGAAGUGUUACCAUUACUAACUUAUCCUCCAACGCAGUAAAGGCAUUUCUUGACUAUGCCUAUUCCGGAAAAACAAAAAUAACGGAUGAUAACGUGGAAAUGUUCUUCCAGUUGUCAUCCUUUCUUCAGGAUUCCUUCCUGUCUAAAGCUUGCAGUGACUUUUUAAUAAAAAGCAUCAAUCUUGUCAAUUGUUUACAUUUGUUAUCUCUGUCAGACAGCUAUGGCUCUGCCCAUUUGUUCAAUCAUGCUUUAUAUUUUGUACAGCGUCACUUUCAUCUGUUGUUUAAAUCCAGCGAGUUUUUAGAGAUGAAUUUUGGAGUGCUGCAAAAGUGUCUGGAAUCAGAUGAGUUAAAUGUACCUGAAGAAGAAAUGGUCCUGAAGGUUGUCCUCACAUGGAUUAAAUAUAAUUUAGAGUCCAGGCAAAAGCACCUGCCACACUUGAUUACAAAAGUAAGAUUACAUCAAUUAUCUGAGGACACACUUCAAGACUGUCUUCUCAGUGAGGAGUAUUUACUCAAAAGCACAAACUGUUUUGAUACAAUCAUGGAUGCCAUUAAGUGUGUUCAAGGUUCUUGUGGCCUUUUCCCUGAUGCUCGGCCAUCCACAACUGAAAAAUAUAUAUUCAUCCAUAAAACAGAGGAAAAUGGAGAAAAUCAAUAUACAUUUUGCUAUAAUAUUAAGACUGACUCAUGGAAAAUAUUGCCACAAUCACAUCUGAUUGAUUUGCCAGGAUCUAGUCUCUCUAGCUAUGGAGAGAAAAUAUUCUUGACAGGUGGUUGCAAAGGGAAGUGCUGUAGAAAGAUUCGACUUCAUAUUGCUGAGUCUUACCAUGACGCCACUGACCAGACCUGGUGCUACUGUCCAAUUAAAAAUGAGUUUUUCUUGGUUUCAACCAUGAAAACCCCAAGAACCAUGCAUACAUCAGUCAUGGCUCUCAAUCGAUUAUUUGUAAUAGGUGGAAAAACUAGAGGAUCCCAGGACAUUAAAAGUCUCUUAGAUGUUGAAUCUUAUGACCCACUGUCCAAAGAGUGGACAUCAGUUAGCCCUUUACCCAGAGGCAUCUAUUACCCAGAAGCCAGUGCAUGCCAGAAUGUCAUUUAUGUUCUUGGAUCUGAGGUAGAGAUGGCAGAUGCUUUUAACCCAUCACUUGAUUGCUUUUUUAAAUACAAUGCUACAACUGACCAGUGGUCUGAACUAGUAGCAGAGUUUGGACAAUUUUUUCAUGCUACUCUAAUUAAAGCUGUCCCAGUAAAUUGUACACUGUACAUAUGUGAUCUUUCCACCUAUAAGGUAUAUAGUUUUUGUCCUGAUACUUGCGUUUGGAAAGGAGAAGGAUCUUUUGAGUGUGCAGGCUUUAAUGCAGGUGCAAUUGGGAUUGAGGAUAAGAUUUACAUAUUAGGUGGAGAUUAUGCACCAGAUGAGAUCACAGAUGAGGUGCAGGUCUACCACAGCAGCAGGUCAGAGUGGGAAGAGGUGUCACCGAUGCCAAGAGCCUUAACUGAAUUUUACUGCCAAUUCAUUCAGUUUAACAAAUACAGAGACCCAUGGUUUUCUAAUCAUUUCUAAAAGUAAUAUUUGCAUGAGUAGUCUAAAAUUAUGCCUAGUAGAGUUGGUAAAAAAUACAUUUUACCGAAGUUUUAUUGAAUAUAAUUUCAUUUUGAAUAGUCCAGAACCUUUAGUGUUUUCUUAUGUAAAUAGAAAUUACAGAUUCUGGCCCUUUGACUUUAA
This is a messenger RNA of Acomys russatus (golden spiny mouse), 2352 nucleotides long. It is a transcript of the gene Kbtbd3, whose product is annotated as kelch repeat and BTB domain containing 3. NCBI's taxonomy places the organism in Eukaryota, Metazoa, Chordata, Mammalia, Rodentia, Muridae. The transcript is spliced from 3 exons. The coding region runs from base 367 to 2190 and encodes 607 amino acids. Gene Ontology annotation, molecular function: protein binding. The record is from RefSeq and is a predicted model, not a curated record.